GGGUUAUUAAAAUAUAUUCAAUUAUUCCUCACCGAAACGCAAUUCUCGAUUCGGGACAAUCAGGGUCUCAAUGCAGCACAGCAGCAUAUAUAUACGGAACGUUGCUGUAGCUCAAACUCAAAAUCCUUAUGCAUCAUAUAUAUAUAUAUAUGGCCUUGUUGGUUACGCCCAAGCUAUGCUAUAUAUAGUAAGUAGGCUAUGGAAAUAUCGCCAAUCGAUUUAUCAUACAGACAGAAAUCCCUGGUAACUUUAUUGAGGAAACACAAAAUUGCAUCGCGGUUCCUGGGAAUUUUAACCCUAACGUUAACGUGGCCCAUUCGUUUCCGAACAGUAAGAAUAGUGCCGGUAAUAACACAGUUCAUUGUUUAGUCCUGCCAGACAGAACUUGUACACUGGAGGAUACGUACCGAAAGGCGACUCGCUAGGCUCAGACAACAUAUUUUCUUGGGAGCAGGUAUCAACCAUUAUGAUCAGGCUGGUAGUACACUGCUAAUGGCUGGCAGCUAUUAUCGAAUCCUUGUCUCCCACGAACGACUCCGCGACUAAAGUUAUUGUCGAAUUAUUUUCCAGGAGUGGAGCUGAUGUCUAUUAGAAAGAUUGAGAUGGUCUCACUGUAUUAUUUCAGGUCAUAUGUAAAGGGUAUUGCGAUUGUGUUGUCAUUCUUCUUCAAAACGGGGCUCGGCUCAUGUGAGUUGUAGAGCAUCAAGUGGACGCAGUUAUGGGAUGCUUGCGCAAGAUUAUUUACAUGAAUAUUUAUUGGCCAGUGAUCAAGAAGGAUUUGGCAAAUUACAGAAACGGUUAGCUGUCGUGUC
Molecule: messenger RNA, 812 nt
Organism: Sclerotinia trifoliorum
Lineage: Eukaryota; Fungi; Ascomycota; Leotiomycetes; Helotiales; Sclerotiniaceae
Source: the annotation of a GenBank genome assembly